GCUUCUGAAUUCUGGGACCCAACCAACACUGGACAGACGGAAUACGCAGAGAAAAGAGAGAGGAACAGAGAGGCUUGACUCGGUGACGCCCUCGAUGCCUCCCAAGCGGCUCGCGCGGCUGUCGUCGCGAUCGCCUUCUCCUCCCCUCCCUUCUCAACAGCAGCAGUCACGCGCUUCUCCGGCAGCAGCAGGGGCGGCGCCCGCGGCAAAACCGUGCGUGACAUGCGCGCGCCAAAUCACACCGCGGUCCAAGUGGGCGCGCAACUGGGACGAGAUCCGGCACUGCUCGGCCACAUGCCGCGCCUGGCGCUCUGUCCUGCCGCUGCCGCGCUUGUCUGCUGUUUCUCUCCCAGCUUCUCCUCUAGCACAGGCACGGGCACGCGAGGACGGCAACAACGGGUGCGAAUGGACACGAUUCGUUACGGUGGACCACGGAGCGGGGCGAGCGGGGGCAGGCGUAUUCGCGUUUGAUGCGUGGGUCGAAGCCAACAGCCUCAUGGCCUCUCGCGAGGGCAGGCGCACCACGCUCGACGAUGUCACGGCGCGCCUUGAUGAUCAGCUCGGCGCUGACCUACCGCCGGGGGAUGCUAGACUGGCGGUGCCAUUACUGUUGCGUGGUGGUGGCGAUGGCGGCGGCGGCGGCGGUGGCGAUGGCAGCAGCAGCAGCAGCGGCAGCAGCAGUAGCAUGUGGGAGACAAGAAAGCGCGAGACGGUGAGGCGCGCCGCGAGGCGCCUCGUCAUCUUUCCCUUUGCGCACUCGGCCCUCUGCACCUUUCUCAACGCCGAGCAGAAGCGCCGCGAGGACACAGACGAGGAAAGUGCGAGGCAGCUCAGGGUCCUCGCCAAGUCGUUCAGCCUCUGGCAGGGCAAUCGCAGGCUCGUGUCGCUCGAGGAUGUCAGCUUUGCAAAGGGACCUAUUGCGGUGGACCAGGUCAGCGAGUAAUGUGAGCAUAUAUCCUUUCACCGUAGCAUUGUGCCGUGGUUGUAAAAGUAGCCUUGGCAGUCCGUCUCAAUCGAUGAUAGCACUGCAAGGGCAUGGCAUUGAUUGGUGAAAUUAGCGAGAAUGAGUAGGAGAAGAAAAGAGAGAGAAAGGGACGGGAGAAAGACAGCUUGGUUUAUGAUACAGUCUAGUCUAUUCGAUGGCGCUCACGCAGCCGCGGCAACGGCCCCAUAGCGCGCCAGGAUGUUGCGGACGUCCCUCUCCUCGCCGUGGCCCCAAUC
Molecule: messenger RNA, 1221 nt
Organism: Acaromyces ingoldii
Lineage: Eukaryota; Fungi; Basidiomycota; Exobasidiomycetes; Exobasidiales; Cryptobasidiaceae
Exons: 1
Coding region: 95-943 (282 amino acids)
Source: RefSeq, a predicted model, not a curated record